This is a messenger RNA of Trichomonas vaginalis G3, 4659 nucleotides long. Its product is annotated as guanylate cyclase protein. The transcript has a single exon. The coding region runs from base 1 to 4659 and encodes 1552 amino acids. The record is from RefSeq and is a predicted model, not a curated record. Gene Ontology annotation, biological process: cGMP biosynthetic process; intracellular signal transduction; receptor guanylyl cyclase signaling pathway. Gene Ontology annotation, molecular function: guanylate cyclase activity; peptide receptor activity. NCBI's taxonomy places the organism in Eukaryota, Parabasalia, Trichomonadida, Trichomonadidae.
AUGGAAGAGGUAACUACAAACUCUGUUCCAUCUACUCCAUCAGAGAUGAUUACUUUUAAGUCUAGUAGGUAUCAUGGUUUAGUAGAUAUCCCCAUCACAGAACAGAUUUCUGAAGCACUCAUCAACGUUUUUAACUAUUUUGACAUUUAUGGUCCCAAGGUCCCAGUACUCUAUAACGUUAUAACAUGGAUCCGAUUGUUCCAACUUAUUGGUGGGGCUAUAAUGGUUUCCAGUAGCUAUAUUUUCGAUUCAACCACCUUAACUUUCAAAGCAAUGUCUAUCAUUUCAGUCUUAUUCCAUUUAGUCCCAUCCGAAUACAGAGAUGGAAAUGAAACAACCAUUCUUACUGUUUUCUUAGCAAUCAUGAUCUUUUUUGGAAUCUAUCUUUUGAUUACAGCUUUUUAUUUCCAGAAGACAUCAAAGGUUCCUAAGAUAUCUCUCAAAGUGCUGCCAAUAUUCAUGGUCAUCGGUCCAUUUUUGUUCUUAACACUCAUCGCUCAAUACGCCGGCCAAUUUAUUUCUUCUCUUAUUAUGGAUGUUAAAAAGCCAACAGUCGGUGGAAUAAUAGUAAUCAUUCUUUCCUUCAUUGUUACUGUUGGUUAUAUUUGGAUGUUAAUUAUUUCAUAUUCAGGAACAUUAACCUUCCGUUCUACAUCAUUAGGAACCAUCGAAGGCAUACCACAAAACCAUCUUUUAGUAUGUACUUUGAUCAUUACAUUCGUUACCGCGCUUACAAGUUAUUGGACACAGAUACCAACAACAGUCUGCCUCAUUAUAGCCAUGAUUUGCUACAUUAUUACAUGCAUGACUUGCUUCAACUGCGGUACAUUUAUUGAAGCUAAGCACCAGAUCAUGGUUCUUGGCGGAUCCAUCCUUGGUUUCAUUAUUUGCGCCAUGAACUUCUAUCCUGCAUGGGCAUCAUACGAAUGGUCUCCUAUUUUCUUCGUUAUUGUCAUCGCAAUUGCCAUUGUUGUCUUCACAUGCACAAAAUUCUUUAUCGAAUGGAGACAGAGAAAGGAUCUCAUCAUCUUGGAUCAGUUCCAAGAAUUAAACGACAUCACGGUAACAAAAUCUCCAAAGAAAUUCCGCAGAAUAGUUGGAUCUGGCUAUUAUUUCUCACACCCUACAUGCAUAGAUUUCACAUGCUUUAAGGCAGCAGUUGAAGCUUGGCCAGAAUCAUUAGAAAUUUGGAUUGAAUAUGCUAAAUUUACAGCAAUCUAUCCAGAGAACACAAAGAACUUGGAAUUCAUUGCACAGAACAUCGAUUUACUCAAUAAUGAUACAAGUACAACAAAGGCUAUCUUAGCAAAUAUCCAGACAAUUUUGAAGACUCGUGAAACAAACCUUUCAUUUGGUCUUAAGAACAAACUCGCUAAGAUUUCCAAAUGCUUCAACAAAACAAAGAACCGGAUAAGAAAUAUUUGGGAUUUAGUUCUUCAAGGCUCUAUUGAUGAAAUGAUCAAUGCAAUCAGAUUAUCACAGAUUGCAAUCAAAGAAGCAGAAGUCGAAAUGAACCAAUUAAUCAUGGACUAUCCAAAUAACAAAUACGUUCAUAGAAAAUUAGCUCAAUUCUACAAAGAACUGAAGGCAGAUAACAUUUCUUAUAGAAAUGCAAUUGAAGACGUCAAGAAAUUACAGGGAGGAUUAAGAGUUAACCAAGAUGUUAUACAUGAUUUAGGUAUUAUGAAUUUCCCAAAUCUUCCAGAAGUUGCUGAAUCAGAAUCUGUCGGAUCUGGAAAUGUUCUUGAAGGCGAAUCAUUCAAUAUUGAUGAUGCAACAAUCGAAGAUGAUUCUCUCCUUGAAUCAACAGAAGUCAUUACUCAUCAAAUUGAUCACCACAAGAUUCCUACCAUCCAAUACAUGUACACAACAACAAGUAUUCUUUACAUCUGCCUUAUUUUCAUUCCUUUGGUUUUAAUCAUUGCUUUGUACAGAUUAUACAUCAACAGAAUGAUUGAGCCAUUGGAUAUGAUGUAUGGUGUUUCAUUCAUGAGAAAUUUGAUCAAUCAGAUGCCAGCUUUCGUUGGAAAGUAUUUAUUUGAAAAAUUACCAAAAUCAGAUGGUUCUGGAACUCUUAUGAGAGAAUCAGUAUUCACUACAACAUCAUCACUUGCAUAUGGCGGAUUAAGUAGCACUGGUGAUGUAAUGAACUACUUAGUUUCAUUAGUAGCAACAGCCAGCCAAAUGAUGUCAGGUAUCAGAUCAUACAAAUUCGGAAACAAGAGAAUGGAAGCUGUAAGAGACAACUUGUUUUCAACAAAUGUCAAUUACAGUCUUUACCUCGAUUACGAGAAUGUAACAAUAUCAACAUCAUCCGUUGUUGAUAUUGCUUUUAUGGUUUCUCAACAUGUAGGAAAAAUUGCAUCAAAAGAAACAAUCACUGCAGAAGAUACAUAUGGAUCAAAUGUAAUGACAAGCAGAAACAAUGCCAUUACAUGCACAAAUCAUCUUAGUGAUUCAUUGACAUCUUUCAUCUUGUUAAUACAAGAUAUGGACCAACAAAAUUUGUCAAUAGUCUUCAUUUUGAUGAUUGUUCUUUUCUUGACAAAUUUGUUCGCAUACGCAAUUACAUUCAAUGUACAAUACGACAAACUCAAACAUAACAAAGAUGAGAUCUUAAACAUCUUGACAACAUUACCAAAGAAAGUUAUUUCAAGUGUCUCAUCAUCAUUAAAUUGCGUAAAAAACACUGAAUCAACGUCUAUUUCAUUUUCUACUGCACAGAUUUCUGAUUCAGAUAUGUCAAGACAAGAAGAAGGUAUCAUCAAAUUAUUCACUUCUAUUUCUGAUUCAGCUUCAUCAUCAUCUUCUGAAUCCUCGAACUUAAUUUUCAUGACAAUCAUCACAAUUGGUGGUUGCAUUGGUUACAACUUGACAUUGAUUUCAUAUAUCAAAGCUUCAACAAUGUAUGUCAAUAAUUGCAACCACUUCGAUUCAUUGUUUGGUGCUGUUUCUUAUAUGUUCGCUGCUUUCUCAGAAAUCUUCAAAGUUUUGUUGAAAUUUGAAGAUCCAAUUUACUCAAAUUCAUUACCAAACCUCACUGAAUCUGUUUCAGAAUUAGAAAAAUACAUUUCCAAACAACAGACAUCAUUCUCAAAUCUCAGAUUUGGUGGAAGCAAAACAACAGAAAUUCCAUAUUCUGAUUUAGAAAAUUCUUUGAAAGAAUCUUCUAAAUUAAGUUAUGUCUGCAAGAACGAUACUCUUCCACCAAAGACAUACUUUGAAUCAGCAAGAUGCUUCAGCACUGAAUCACAGAUCUACUUGACAAUGUCAUUAUUAAAUGGAUACUUUGUUGAUAUGUCAAAUAGAACUUCAUUUCCAAAACCAAAAGAUGAAACAUUAGUUACAGUUGAAGACAUGUGGAGUGUUGGACCAAUCAAUCUUUAUAUUUCCUUCUUCUAUCCAACAGGAAAUUCAAUGAAGAAUGUCUUUGAUGCCGAAUUCGACCAGAUCUACAAACAAAUUAAGAUUGCUGGCAUCAGUGUUUUAGUUAUCACUUUCAUUUUGACUUUAGUCAUUUUGAAUUCAAUCAGAAACGAAGAAAAAUUGCUUAAAGGAAUCUUACAUUUGUUGUUAUACUGCCCACCAACAGUUAUCCUGAAAAACCAAUGCAUCAUGAACUUGAUUUCAGGAAAAUAUUCAACAAAGUCCGAUGAAGACAUCAUUAGAUUGAAUAAAUUCAACGGAAAAGUUGUCAACAAAUUGAAUGAUGUUGUCAUUGUUUGCCAUGAUGAUGACAAUACAGUCAUUGGUGUCAACAAAGCUUUCAAACAAAUGUUCGGAUUGACACAAUCAGAGAUGGUCAACACAAACAUCAAAGAUUUCUUCCAGAAAGAUUGUUUCGAAAGCGAAUCUCGCAUUGAACAAAUUGUUAACUCAACAACAAAUGUUGUUUACACUCGCCAAGACAAUAACAAAGUCUACUUGCAGUUCACAGCUUCUCACACAGGCGAAAUAAAGAUAAUCUCUGGCCGUGAUAUGACACAGAACGUAUUACAUGAGAGAUUAAUCGCUGAUGAAAAGAAGAAGUCCGAUAAAAUGUUAGCAUCAAUUUUACCACCAAUGUUAGUUCCUCGUGUACAAGCUGGUGAAAAGAACAUCUCUUUCUCUGUACAAUCAGCAACAAUUUUGUUCUUAGAUGUUGUUGAAUUCACACCAUGGUGUGGUUCUCAUGAUGCACAGUACGUCAUGAGAAUGUUGAACAUCAUGUUCAAAGAAUUCGAUGCAAUCACAAAUGUUCAUAAAACAAUGACAAAAAUUAAAUGCAUCGGUGAUUGUUAUAUGGCUGCUGGUGGUAUCUUUGAUGAAGUUAACCAGCCAGCUAUACAUGCUAAGGAAGUUGUCGAUUUCGGAUGUUUAGUUAUCAAGAAAUUAUACGAGAUCGAUGAGAAAGAGAAUGAAAAACUUAGAAUUAGAGUUGGUGUAAAUACUGGUGGUCCAAUUGUUGCUGGUGUCAUCGGCACAGAAAAACCAACAUUCGAAAUUCUUGGCCCCGCAAUUAACACUGCCCAUGAGAUGGAGAGCCAUGGUGUACCAAUGAAAGUACAUAUUUCAAGACCAGUUUACGAAUUAAUUUACGGUCAGCAGUUCAACAUUAUUGAAAGAGGUGAAAUAGAAGUUAAGAAAGGAAAGAUGUUCACUUAUAUAGUAGAACCAUAA